UAAAGAGUCACUUAUGUAAAUAUAAAUAAAACAGUUUAUGCAAAUAAUUGUGUGGUUUUAUAUGUGAAAUAUGCAUUUAUUUUAACUUAGUUGUUGAUAUGGUGUUAAAGUAAACGGAAGGAACAAAUAAAUAGCAUCAAGCCUCCAAUGGAAUGUUGCUUUUCUUUUAAGCUGCUUGAAAUAAGCUAAAGAAAUACAAAGGAUGAUAAAUAAUAUUAAUGAAUGCAAUUUAAGAAAUCUGCAAUGUGGAACUCAAUUAUAGUUGUGUUUAUAUCUGUGCUAACAUCUGUGCUGUCUCGUAAUGAGAAAAAUGAUCCAAGGAACAAUGGGGAUUUGGCACUUUGGAUUGAUGAAAAGCAAGUCAAAAUGUUCAGUGGUUUUCCCAUGGAAAUCUACGCAAUAGCAAACGGGAAUGUGUUGCCUUACAUUCUGGACCCGAAUUUCGAAAAGCACCUGCCAGUCAUUCCGUCGGAAGUGAGCUACGUGAACUUCACAUGGAAAGCCGGUGGUAAAAAGUACCACUACAACUUCGACCGUCUCCAAUCCUACGACGAAAGCAUACUCCAAGCCCCCCUAAUCUCGAUCAAAACCAAAGGACGAGUGCCCAAAAAGCCCAAGGAAUUCAGCAUAUUCCUCCCGUGUCUGGGCAACAACUCGGGCAUCGCCAAGUUCGGCAUAGGACUGCUGAUCGAAAAGAAAGGCAAACCCCUGACCGGCACUCCCCUAAGACUGAAGCUGCGCAAGGAGUGCGCACAGAGAAGUGAGCCCCCAAAUAUCUUUGAUUUAACGAAUUUUAACGUUAAAGUUUCAGGCCCGGAUCCCGAAUGCGACAAGAAGUGUGCCAACCAGGGCUGGUGCAACCACGAAAAGAUAUGCCAGUGCCAGGAGGGCUACAUGGGCCAGUACUGUCGCACCGCCCUGUGCUAUCCGCAGUGCAUGAACGGCGGCAACUGCACCGCACCCGGCGUCUGCAGCUGCCCGCCCGGUUUCCAGGGCAGGCACUGCGAGGGCGGUAUAUGCAAUCAGAAGUGCCUCAAUGGCGGGAAGUGCGUACAGAAGGACACGUGCGAGUGCUCCAAGGGGUACUACGGACCCCACUGCGAAUUCUCUCGUUGUAUAAUCCCUUGUCUGAACGGCGGCAAGUGCAAGGCGGUGAACAAGUGCAAAUGCCCCAGAGGAUUUAAGGGCGACCACUGCGAAAUAGGUAGGGCCAAACCGCACAGAAGCAACUGCAAGCUGGUGUGCAAGCACGGCACGUGCGUCGACGAUGCUUGCGUCUGCGACUCGGGUUGGUACGGUAGGUUGUGCCACCACAGCAAGCAGAUAUAAUACGCAGUUUUGCCGUUUGGCCAGUUUUUUUUUUAUUUUUAUAUAUCUUAUUUUUAUAUGUACUAUGUAUGUAGUAUAAGUUCACAAUGCAAUAAGAGAGAGGCUUAUUCGUAUAUAUAAUACUCAAAAUUGUUUUAGGAAUCUCAUUAGUUAUGUAAUUCAAUUGGGAACAAAUUUUGUUCAUGACAAUAAUUUUAUACGUUGACGAUAUGCCAAAUUUAGUAUUAAUGUUAAGUUUUAAUCAAGUUAAAAUAGCUUCUACUGAACAAAUGCAUUUUAUUGUAAUAAAUUUGUAUAUGGAUUUUGACUUGUGAAUAAUUUCGAAAUAUUGUAACUCAUGUUUAUUAUGUUGUAUGUUUUUGCUUGUGAUAAUAAUGUUAAUUACGAAAGUAUUUUUGAUAUGAAUAAAUGGUAUUCACAAAAA
Molecule: messenger RNA, 1753 nt
Organism: Aethina tumida (small hive beetle)
Lineage: Eukaryota; Metazoa; Arthropoda; Insecta; Coleoptera; Nitidulidae
Product: protein shifted
Exons: 5
Coding region: 223-1329 (368 amino acids)
Biological process (GO): anatomical structure development
Cellular component (GO): extracellular region; cell surface
Molecular function (GO): signaling receptor binding
Source: RefSeq, a predicted model, not a curated record